Molecule: messenger RNA, 1407 nt
Organism: Monoraphidium neglectum
Lineage: Eukaryota; Viridiplantae; Chlorophyta; Chlorophyceae; Sphaeropleales; Selenastraceae
Exons: 10
Coding region: 1-1407 (468 amino acids)
Biological process (GO): sucrose biosynthetic process
Molecular function (GO): magnesium ion binding; sucrose-phosphate phosphatase activity
Source: RefSeq, a predicted model, not a curated record
AUGCUGGCCGACGUCUCGAUCGUGUUGAAGGGGCCGGGGCACCCGCGGUUCAUGCUGGUGUCGGACCUCGAUCAUACGAUGGUCCAAAACAAGGACCCCACCCACGAGCGCCUGCUGCAGUUCAACCGCCUCUGGACGACUCACUUUGCACCAGACAGCCUGCUCGUCUUCUCCACGGGCCGCUCUCCCAACCUCUUUGCCGAGCUAUGGGACGAGGCGCCCCUGUUGACCCCCGACAUUCUCAUUUGCAGCGUCGGCACGGAGCUCUUCUACAGGCCGCCAGGUGGCGGCCCCCUGGUGCCCGAUGGCAGCUGGGAAGCUGAGCUGGACAAGGGAUGGGACAGGGCGGCGGUGCUCGACAUCGUCGCGCGGCGGCCACGCCUGCGCCCGCAGCCGAACAGUGAGCAGCGGCGCCACAAGCUGUCGUUCCACCUGGAGGCUGGCAACGUGGGCGAGGAGGAUGCGGCCAUGCUGCUGGAGGGCCUGCGGUCUGACCUGGCGGCGGCGGGGGUGGCCGCCAAGGUGGUCUACUCUGGCGGCAUCGACGUGGACGUGCUGGCACAGGGCGCGGGCAAGGGCAAGGCCCUCGAGUUUCUUCUGGCCCAGCUGCGCGGCCUCGACCGCUGGCCGCCCAGCGGCGUGCAGGUCAACGGUGACAGCGGCAACGACGCCGAGCUGUUCACCGUCCCGGGGGUGCGGGGCUGCGUGGUUGCCAACGCCCACAAAGAGCUCCUCGAGUUCUACCACCAGCAGCAGGCCCAGCAGGCUGCCGGGGAAGACGGAGGGUCAAAGCACGCCCCCCGCAUCGUCCUCGCAACCCAGCCCUGCGCCGGCGGCAUCGUGGAGGCCCUCACAGCGUUUGGCAGCAUAUCUGACGCGCAGGCCGCCGCGGCGCUCGCGUCAAGCGACGAAAUCGGCGCCGGCAGCAGCGGCCGCCCCGAGGCCGCCGCCGCGCGCGCGGCUGCCGUCGCGCUUGCGCCGCUGCAGGGGGGCGACACAGGGGCGCUGGAGGCGGCAGCGGAGGCGGGCGCAACGCGGGCGACGGCCGAGGGCGGCUUGGUGGCGCUCGGCGGCGGCGCGGCCACGGCAGCAGCAGAGGAGCCGUCGCAGGCGGGCGGCGGCAUAACAUGGGCGGAUGCAGUGGCGGUGCGGGAGGUCGGACCGGGGCUGUUUCUGGCAAACUAUCAGCUCUGGAGCUUCAAGGAGGGUUCCCGCGACAGCGGCGGCGCCCUUGCCUGCUCGGCGCUGCUGAGGGUGGUUGGCGUCAACGGCAGCCGGGAUGAUGCGGAAGGCGGGGAGGCAGCUGCCGUGAAGCUGGUGCACCUGCAUGAGGGGCCCCUUGGAUAUGAUUUGACAGCCACCAAGGCGUUCCGGGACCUGGCUGUCAGCCAGGCGGCGACCGAAUGA